Messenger RNA from Ostrea edulis (European flat oyster), 2216 nucleotides. RefSeq lists its product as uncharacterized. Bases 110 to 1573 code for a protein of 487 amino acids. Lineage: Eukaryota; Metazoa; Mollusca; Bivalvia; Ostreida; Ostreidae. Gene Ontology annotation, molecular function: peptidase activity. The record is from RefSeq and is a predicted model, not a curated record. The transcript is spliced from 10 exons. Gene Ontology annotation, biological process: protein modification by small protein removal.
UAAGUUAUUCUUGACCCAUCAAUGUUUAGAUUUGUUAAGUCAUGACUUCAGCAGACUCGGUUCUUUAAAGCACAUCAUUAUCUCUCAGAGAUCCGGGAAAGCCUGUACAAUGUCAGACACCGAAUCAUGGACUGUGAAGGUCUACAUUUACGACAUAAGCAAAGGAAUGGCGAGGUCACUGUCGCAGGCUUUCUUAGGUAAACAUAUUGAAGGGGUGUGGCACACAGGGAUUGUGGUGUAUGGAGAGGAGUUUUACUUUGGGGGCACGGGAGGAAUCGAGGCAUGUCCGCCGGGAGGAACAAUCUUAGGUUCACCAGACACCGUUGUAGAACUAGGUCAAACGCAAAUACCAUAUGAUGUCUUCUUGGGUUAUCUUAAUGAUCUGUCACAGUCUUCUUACAGGCCAAGCUGCUAUCAUUUACUUGACCACAACUGUAACAACUUCAGUUCGGAGUUGGCCCAGUUUCUGACUGGUAAUGACAUCCCAUCAUACAUCACUGCAUUGCCCGCGGAAGUCCUUAGCACGCCUCUUGGUCAGAUGAUGAAGCCUUGGAUUGAUGCAAUGUCUGUAAACCCUAGUGGGGGUCAUGCCUUGUUCCCUGCUGGAAAUCCUCCAGUGUCUCAAAAUAUCCCUCCUAGUAAUACAUUCCUCACAGAGACUUCCAAUAAACAGGGCAAAAGUUCAGGGAAGACGAGAACCAGUUCAGAGGCACCAACUGGGGCCACCAGUCAGAGUCCCAGCAGUUCACAGGGUGUGGAAUCUUCUGGAGAUUUCAGUGUGGAGAGUGAGCAGGAUACCAGAGAAAUGGAACCCAUUAUUUACAGAGAGGAAAGACCCUCCAAAAAGCCCCUUCUGGAUGAUGUACAUAAUAAACUGUCUGCUAAGGAAGCAAGCCUAGUUUCAGACAUGUUUGACUAUCUAGGAACAGUGUCACCAUCUUGGUCCUUGUGUAAAGAACAUGUUCAAACCAUCCACAAAGUGAUAGGAGAUGGACGCAUGGGUGAUAAGUUGAGGGGGGAGAUAUGUGUGCUUCUGCAGGAACUUGUGUUAAUUGAGGACUACGUUGAACUGUUACAAAAUGAACCCACCAAGUUAAUCAACAGCGUAUUGUUACAUUACAAGGAGCUUACGGAGACAGUACAGAUGGGGCUACUAAAAGUGUUAACAAACUGCAGCAGUACUGAAAUGGGACACAGCUUUCUGAUAGACAGUGAGGGUGGAGAACAAAGUAAUCUCAAACUACUUUGUCCAGAAAUGUGUGUUGGAGCCCUUCUCCAUGACAACCAGGAAGUCUACAGCAAGGCUGCGGCCCUGGCUUACAACCUUUGUAGAUAUCAGUUACCAGAAGAUACGCAGGUGGAACUUGGCAGUGCUAUCCUGGAAUGUCUCCAGAAAGACCUCCCAGAAACAAGCGCGUACAACCUGAUGAUUGCUUUACUGCAGCUGAUGAAGAAUAACGAGGAGAUGUGUGAUCUUGCUGGAGUGGUAGGCAUGAACUGCUCCAUCCACCAAAAACUGUCACCACGGUUACGUAAUCUUUGUGAUGAGGCUCAGACAAUGACUGCUUUAUGAUAAUCUGUGUAUACAUAACCAAGUUCUGUGAUUACUUCUACUUUUGAAUUCAAAGUAUAUCAUGCUUGAUACUUAAUUGAUUUUGUGGAAAUGUUGAGCGAUUUAAAUUAAUGGAGAAAACAGGAAAAACUCUCAUUUCUACCUUUUUGUUUGGAUCAUUAUAUUGUAAACCAUGUCUGUUCUGUUUAUGUUAUUGUACUCUCAGUGACUGAACAACACGUGUAUGGACGCAGAGUUGUGAGAAGUAUUGUAUAUUGUAUUCAUGUGCAAAAUGCACUCAUUUACAGAGUGUUAUUUUUUUUAUUGACGUUUGAAUCACAAGUUUACAACAAUUUUUUUUAUUGAUUGGUUUGUCUUUCAAGAUAUACAAAGCAUGGAAAGUUCAAGAAGUUAGAAUGAUAAAAUUAUUAUAAACUUUUCACUAAUUGUGGUAUGACUAUAAAAAACAGUAUAAUUACUAUUCUAUUUUUAAAUUAAUGAAGUUAAUAAGCAUCGAGUGUAAUUGUGAAUAGUGUAACAACCUUAGUGUGCAUGGGAAAAAUUGAACCUUUGUUAGCUAGAGAAAGCAACUGCAAUUUAAUAAUAGGUUGGCAUUGACACCAUGAUUAAUAUGUUAAGAAAUAAAUUUAUUACAAACAUGCAA